AUGAGAUUGAAACCCAUAAAUGAUAUAUUGAAUUUUCAUACGAUGAUUGAUCUCUUCUAUUGCUCUCACUUAUUGUUUUAUCUUUCCUUUCCAUUUCUUUUUCCCUUUCCUAUCCAUUUUUUUUUUCACUUUCCCUUAACAUUCAAUCACUUUCCUUUUCUUGAUACGGUAAUUUUGACGGUGCCAACUUGGGGAAGUAAGGAUGAAGAGGUUCAUGGGAAGGAAAAAGACGGAAGGCUUAAUCAUGAAUACCUUGGAUUGUACCCCCUGUUGUGUAGGAACAUGUGUCGAAUGUAUGCAUGCCAAUGUCGUCUCCCUGGUAUCUGUCCCCCUGAUGCGAUGCAACAAUUAACCGAUCACUUCGGAUACAAUCAGCUAUCCGCUACUCUUGCCCGAUUAAAGACUGAAAACUGCACAAUUCACUACGGGGUGUCUAGGUGUACAUCCGAAAAAUACAUACACAAAUGGAUACUUACAACAACUGAUACAGUAAUUUUGUGA
Messenger RNA from Loa loa (African eye worm), 501 nucleotides. RefSeq lists its product as hypothetical. The coding region runs from base 1 to 501 and encodes 166 amino acids. NCBI's taxonomy places the organism in Eukaryota, Metazoa, Nematoda, Chromadorea, Rhabditida, Onchocercidae. The transcript has 2 exons. The record is from RefSeq and is a predicted model, not a curated record.